AUGCAGGUGGAAGAAUUGAAACACGCACUUUCACCUGGAUAUGACCUGAAUGUGGCUCAGUUCGAAGCCCUUUCGAAGGCUAAUGUGCCGAUACGAGCGCUUUUGGAGGGAUACAGCAAUAUUGAGCCGGAAAAGGUUCUGGCACAUGUGAAGGAUGUGAGGGAUCGGGCUUUCGCCGUGUACCCAUAUCCGUGCGUUGCGAAGUUCAUGUUCCUGGAACCAGCAAUUUCCACGCUACCCUGCUUCAAUGCCAUUGUGCAACGGGUCAAGGAGGGCCAGAAGUUAUUGGACAUGGGCUGCGCCUUUGGACAAGAACUUCGUCAAGUGGUAUAUCAUGGUGGACCCUCUGAGAACCUGUACGGCGUAGAUCUCCGCCUCGAUUUCAUCAACCUAGGAUUCGAGCUAUUUCAGGAUCGCUCGAGCCUGAAGUCCCAAUUUUUCGCAUCGAACCUGCUGGACAAUAAUUCAGAGGUGGUCGCGGAACUCACUGGGAAAAUCGAUAUUAUAUUUGCAUCGUUAUUCUUCCAUAUCUUCAGCUGGAACCAGCAGAUCACGAUUGCCAAGCAUGCGCUCCAGAUCCUUACGCCUCAACCAGGGUCAAUAAUCGUGGGACGGAAUGCCGCAUAUGUCAAGCGAAAGACGCCACCCUUGCCGGAGGAACGCACGACCCAGUCUUUCCAUCACGACCUUGAAAGUUGGAAUUUGCUUUGGGAGGUAGUUCAGAAAGAAACCGGCAUGAGACUGCGGGUGGAAACUUGGGAACAACCCGAUCAGGACUUGAAAGAUCAUCCACAACUGGGAGCAUAUAUGAUGUACUUCACCGUGACUCUAGAAUGA
Messenger RNA from Penicillium crustosum, 837 nucleotides. RefSeq names its product class I SAM-dependent methyltransferase. The transcript is spliced from 4 exons. The record is from RefSeq and is a predicted model, not a curated record. Bases 1 to 837 code for a protein of 278 amino acids. NCBI's taxonomy places the organism in Eukaryota, Fungi, Ascomycota, Eurotiomycetes, Eurotiales, Aspergillaceae.